Abrus precatorius (Indian licorice) is the source of this 749-nucleotide messenger RNA. RefSeq names its product cytokinin riboside 5'-monophosphate phosphoribohydrolase LOG3. The coding region runs from base 1 to 717 and encodes 238 amino acids. The transcript is spliced from 7 exons. The record is from RefSeq and is a predicted model, not a curated record. Lineage: Eukaryota; Viridiplantae; Streptophyta; Magnoliopsida; Fabales; Fabaceae. Gene Ontology annotation, biological process: cytokinin biosynthetic process. Gene Ontology annotation, molecular function: hydrolase activity, hydrolyzing N-glycosyl compounds. Gene Ontology annotation, cellular component: cytosol; nucleus.
AUGGAGACACGAAGUGAGAUAAGGCAUUCAAAGUUCAAGAGAAUUUGUGUGUUCUGUGGGAGUAGCCCCGGCAAGAAGAGUAGCUAUCAAGAUGCUGCUAUUCAACUUGGCAAUGAAUUGGUAUCAAGGAACAUUGAUCUGGUGUAUGGAGGUGGAAGCAUUGGUCUCAUGGGUUUGGUUUCGCAAGCUGUUCAUGAUGGUGGUCGCCAUGUCAUUGGAGUUAUUCCCAAGACACUUAUGCCUCGAGAGCUAACUGGUGAAACUGUAGGAGAAGUAAAAGCUGUUGCUGAUAUGCACCAAAGGAAGGCUGAGAUGGCUAAGCAUUCAGAUGCCUUUAUUGCCUUACCAGUCCUAUCCUAUGUUUGUCCUCUCAAAUCAUGGAGAAACUCAUGCAAGUUACAUGCAGGUGGAUAUGGGACUCUAGAGGAGCUUCUUGAAGUCAUAACCUGGGCACAACUUGGGAUUCAUGACAAGCCGGUGGGAUUAGUAAAUGUUGAUGGGUACUUCAAUUCGUUGCUGUCAUUUAUUGACAAAGCUGUGGAAGAGGGAUUUAUUAGUCCAAAUGCACGCCACAUAAUUGUAUCAGCACCAACAGCAAAAGAAUUGGUGAAGAAAUUGGAGGAUUAUGUACCCUGUCAUGAGGGUGUUGCUUCCAAGUUGAGCUGGCAGAUGGAACAGCAACUCGCUUACCCUCAAGAUUAUGACAUGUCAAGGUAGUUGGCUUACUUCACGUGCACGGAAGAUGAGAC